UUGCAUCAAAGACUUCGCUGCUUCCCAGCUUGGGGCUAAAAACGGCCAUGGCUGAUCAGAAGGAAAAGCAAAUCCAAGAGGCCAAAGCUUUGCAAAAGUCCUUGGAGGAGAUCAGUGCUCAGAGAGAAGCUGUGCAGCAAGAGCUGCAAGCCAUGAAAGAAGAACUUGGCCAGUGUCAAGAGCAGGCCACUCAGCUUCAAGGACGUCUCACCACGAUCAACCAGGAGAUGACGCAGAAGAGCGCUCUGCUCAAGAGCAUCCAAGCGGAGAUGUACAAGGCGGAGAACGAAUACAUGGCUUGCCUUGAGGCACAGCCCUCCUUGGUGCAUGUCAUGAAGCAAAAGUGAUGCCGAGCUGAAGAUGUCGCGCGUGGCGCGCAAAAGACACAGAGCGGGGACAACCAGGUCAGCCUGUGGGUGAGGCAUUUAUGGGACCUGCUAUAGACCUAAC
Messenger RNA from Durusdinium trenchii, 450 nucleotides. The record is from the annotation of a GenBank genome assembly. NCBI's taxonomy places the organism in Eukaryota, Dinophyceae, Suessiales, Symbiodiniaceae.